AUGGAAGAUGAAAACCAUAAAAAUGGAACAGAUGGUCACAGUGGAGAAAGCCCAGAAAGCCCAUGUUUAAAGAGUUGCAGCAGCAGCAGCAACAAUCACAACAAUAGUAAGGAGCAGGAUCACUUCCUUCCUAUAGCAAAUGUUGGCAGAAUUAUGAAAAAGGAGAUUCCAGGCAAUGGGAAAAUCUCGAAAGAUGCGAAAGAAACAGUUCAAGAAUGCGUGUCCGAGUUCAUCAGCUUUGUUACUGGAGAAGCAUCUGAUAAAUGUCAAAGAGAGAAGAGAAAGACUAUUAAUGGUGAUGAUAUUAUUUGGGCCAUCACAACCCUAGGGUUUGAAGAGUACGUUGCUCCACUUAAGCUGUAUCUCAACAAAUAUAGAGAGAUCGAAGGAGAAAAGCUUAAUGUUCCAAAGCAGCAAAGAAUGGAACAACAAAGUUCUCAACAGCAUCAUCAACUAGAACAAGAACAAAAUAUGAUACCACCUUACACUAGUAUAUAUUCUUCCUCAGCUCUUAUGUCUCAGCCACCAUCUUUCAUGGUAGCUGAUCAUAAACCAUAUCCCUUGCCUUUCUCUCCUAAUUCCAUCCAAAAACAUUUGCAGCACCAAGACAAAGUCGAUCCUGUCGAGCAUUGGUAA
Molecule: messenger RNA, 636 nt
Organism: Populus euphratica (Euphrates poplar)
Lineage: Eukaryota; Viridiplantae; Streptophyta; Magnoliopsida; Malpighiales; Salicaceae
Gene: NF-YB7
Product: nuclear factor Y, subunit B7
Exons: 1
Coding region: 1-636 (211 amino acids)
Biological process (GO): regulation of transcription by RNA polymerase II
Cellular component (GO): CCAAT-binding factor complex; nucleus
Molecular function (GO): DNA-binding transcription activator activity, RNA polymerase II-specific; protein heterodimerization activity; RNA polymerase II cis-regulatory region sequence-specific DNA binding
Source: RefSeq, a predicted model, not a curated record